UUGGGUAUAUAUACACAUUUUUUAAAUUUAUUUGCAGUGCAAUGUUGUUUUGAAUUCUGCUUCUUGCUAAUGUUGCUCCUACUCCACUCUUAAGCUCCGCAUCCAUCGUGAUUUUCCGUCCUCUUGCCCUACACGACGCCAAACACGAAAUGUUAACGCUAAUUCCUCUCUCACAAUCCAACCCUCUCAACUGCGGAUUCUAAUCUCUGAAUCAUUCCAACUCCGAAUUUUGAUUUUCCAGAAAUUUCAGGUUCUUUUCCUGACUCAUGGAAGAUCGCCAGGGCAAGAGGAGCUCCAAACCGUCAAUCAUCAAAGGCCUGAACCCUACGGUUCGGCCGAUCAAAAUUCAGAUGGACAAUCACCUCGUAAUCGGCGGGACCGGACACUAUCACCAAGAAACAAACUCCAAAAUUCCAACAAUUCUUGAUCGUUACGCCGAGAAGCAUGACCGUUCAACACCGAUCGUAAGUUACUUCCGCUCUCGAUCUCCCGUGGUAGGAAAAUUACCAUCCGCCGGCGACACAUGUUCUACUCCGGUUGCGGACGUCAUCAAUGCCAGCUACCGGUCCUCUAUUAUCAACCACUUCGCCAGCAGCACUUCCGGAAGCAGUAGCUUCGGUUCUCGGAGAGGAGGAUCGUCUUUGUCACCACUUUCGGCUCUAGAGAAUUUGGAAACGACACCUGUAAGGUCUCCACAAAUUUAUGGGACUCCAUUGAAGGUCCAUGAGGAAGUGAUAGUAAUGGAUGAAAUUUUGAUCAGUUCGGUCCAUGGAGGAGCGAAGACACUGAAGUCUGCCUUAGAUUCCGGAAGCGGCGGCGGCUCAUCGUUAAGCAAAAAUCAAUACAGAACGGACAUUUGCCGCUCCUGGGAGGAUUCUGGAAGCUGCCGCUUCGGCCACAAAUGCCAGUUUGCACAUGGAAAGGAGGAGCUUCGGCCAGUUCAUUUACCUGUUAAAACCAAACCUAAGUUUGGUGAACCAUAUUUGACGCAUGGUCUCAAGUCCCGCAACAAUCAUUCACUAACAGGAAUAGCUGCAACAACGCAAUCCAACUCACUCUAUGCCACCUUCAAAACUGAACUUAACAGAAGAGGUCAUUCAAUAAAUUCAAUACACAACCUGAACACUGAUUGGUCACCUGACGAUGAUGGCAUCGAAGUUGUUGUCCCCGAAACGAAGUCCACAAGGGGAGAUGUAGACCAACACAUCCUUGAGGUUCUUUAUGGUUCCACCACUGAGAGAGCCAAAAAGAGGCUUCCAGUUUUCGUUCAACUUUGCUCAUCCCGACUAGAAGAAUAGGGAGGGCCAAAGUUUUUUCCAUCUUAAACUCAUUUCUUGGAAAUGCAUACACCAUUUUGUUUUGAAACACUCAUACUUAGCUUAUGCGCAUGUGCAUACUUUGAUGUGUACGUGUUCCUCUAAGGAAAAGGCUGUGUUCUACUUA
This is a messenger RNA of Cucurbita maxima (winter squash), 1443 nucleotides long. RefSeq names its product mRNA decay activator protein ZFP36L2-like. The coding region runs from base 267 to 1298 and encodes 343 amino acids. NCBI's taxonomy places the organism in Eukaryota, Viridiplantae, Streptophyta, Magnoliopsida, Cucurbitales, Cucurbitaceae. The record is from RefSeq and is a predicted model, not a curated record. Gene Ontology annotation, molecular function: metal ion binding; mRNA binding. The transcript is spliced from 4 exons.